Messenger RNA from Blepharisma stoltei, 207 nucleotides. The record is from the annotation of a GenBank genome assembly. Lineage: Eukaryota; Ciliophora; Heterotrichea; Heterotrichida; Blepharismidae.
AUGCUUAUCGUUACUCCAAUCAGAAAAGAGAUUUGCUGUAUAAAGGCAAUAAAAAGCAAAAAUUUUAUUUACUGCAACUCUAAAGCAUAUUUUUUUAAAGUCUUUUUGAAAAUUUUCAAGUCAAACAAAAAAUUAUUAUUUUUGAAUUUCCAAGUUUCACUUUAUUAUCAAAAUACAAGACUUUGUUUUAAAAAGAUAACAAUUUAA